Messenger RNA from Carlito syrichta (Philippine tarsier), 2788 nucleotides. RefSeq names its product mediator complex subunit 26 (gene MED26). The coding region runs from base 4 to 1713 and encodes 569 amino acids. The transcript has 2 exons. Gene Ontology annotation, biological process: positive regulation of gene expression; regulation of transcription by RNA polymerase II. NCBI's taxonomy places the organism in Eukaryota, Metazoa, Chordata, Mammalia, Primates, Tarsiidae. Gene Ontology annotation, cellular component: mediator complex; core mediator complex; nucleus. Gene Ontology annotation, molecular function: transcription coregulator activity. The record is from RefSeq and is a predicted model, not a curated record.
AACAUGGUGGCAGUGCUGGAAGUCAUCUCCAGCCUGGAGAAGUACCCCAUCACCAAAGAGGCGCUGGAGGAGACACGGCUGGGGAAGCUCAUCAACGACGUGCGCAAGAAAACCCAGAACGAGGAGCUGGCCAAACGUGCCAAGAAGCUGCUGCGCAGCUGGCAGAAGCUCAUUGAGCCUGCACACCAGAAUGAAGCACUGCGGGGACUGGCGGGGGCUGCCGGCUCGGCCAACGGGGGCGCCCACAACUGCCGGCCAGAUGCGGGAGCUAGCGCGCCCAAGAGUAUCCAUGACCUGAAGCACCGCAAUGACAUCCAGAGGCUGCCUGGGCAGCGGCUGGACCGGCUGGGGAGCCGCAAGCGCCGGGGGGACCAGCGUGACCUCGGCCACCCGGGGCCGCCUCCCAAGGUCUCCAAGGCCAGCCAUGACCCCCUGCUCUCCAACUCCUCCCCCCUUCCCACCAAUGGGAUCGGCGGGAGCCCCGAGAGCUUCCCCGGGCCCCUGGACGGUGGCGGGCACAUGGGUCCUGAAGGUGGCCGCCUGGAGCGCAGCGAGAAUGAUAAGCAUGGCGCCAAGAUCCCUGUCCACGCUGUGCGGCCGCACACCAGCUCCCCGAGCCUGGGCAAGCCCCCUGGGCCCUGCCUGCCGGCGAAGGCCUCCGUGCUGCAGCAGCCAGACAGGGGGGAUGAAACCCCAGGUCCUCCCCACCCAAAGGGCCCUCCCCGCUGCUCCUUCAGUCCCCGGAACUCACGGCAUGAGGCUUCCUUCGCACGGCAGCAGAGCCCCUAUGCGCCCAAGGGCUCCGUGCCUAGUCCUUCCCCACGUCCGCAGGCCCUGGAGGCCACACAGGCGCCGUCGCCACUCCCGCUGGCCCAGCCAUCCACACCCCCUGUGCGGCGGCUCGAGCUGCUGCCUGGCACUGAGAACCCGGUGCGCUGGCCGGAGCAGCCCGAGGGCCAUCAGCGGCUAGGGCCAGGCUGUAAAGCGGGGCUGCCCCUGGCUGAGCCCCUCCUGCCCCGGGCGGGCUUCUCCCCGGACUCCUCCAAGGCGGACAGCGAUGCUGCCUCCUCAGGUGGCUCCGAUGGCAAGAAGAAGAAGCGGUACCGGCCCCGCGACUACACAGUUAACUUGGACGGGCAGGUGGCUGAGGCAGGCGUCAAGCCUGUCCGGUUAAAAGAGCGCAAACUCACCUUUGACCCCAUGACGAGACAGAUCAGACCUCUGACCCAGAAAGAGCCGGUGCAGGCAGACAGCCCCACGCACACGGAGCCGUCGCCCAGGACAGAGCCGGACAAGGAGGCCAAGGCUAGCCUCCAGAGCCCCUUCGAACAGACGAACUGGAAGGAGCUGUCGCGCAAUGAGAUCAUUCAGUCCUACCUGAGCCGGCAGAGCAGCCUGCUGUCGUCGUCGGGCGCGCAGACCCCAGGGGCCCACCACUUCAUGUCCGAGUACCUACGGCAGGAGGAGGGUGCUCGGCGUGGGGCCCGGCGGCCACACGUGCUGGUGCCGCAUGGCCUGCCCACAGACCUCCCUGGGCUGACGCGGGACAUCACACAGGACGAUCUCGACAGAAUCCAGGCCCAGCGGUGGCCAGGGGUGAACGGGUGUCAGGACACACAGGGUAACUGGUAUGACUGGACGCAGUGCAUAUCGCUCGACCCGCACGGCGACGACGGGCGCUUGAACAUUCUGCCUUAUGUCUGCUGGGACUGACUGGCCACUGGCUUCCGAGCGUGUUCCCACCUUGCAGGUGCCGGGCAGGCCGGCGGGGCCCAGCUGUCUCCCAUGGCCAGGAACUCAUGGAGUCCGGCCCAGCGGGUGGGAGGCAGCAGGAGUCACGUGGUCUCUCCGUGCUCUUCCCUCAAAAAUCUCCUUCUUUUGUGAAAUGCUGCUACCAGUUUACUAACAAAAUUGCAAAGGAAGGACCAUGCAGAAGGAAGGACAGCAAAGCGAGUUCAGAACUCUAUAGCAAACCAGCUCUAAACAGCGUUAGUCCCCCACCCCAAGAGGUGCAGACGCCUCCCAGCACCUAAGCGUGGGGCCUCGGUUGCAGGCGGCACAGAACACCUGGGAGAGGUUCUCUUUAAACACAGCAGCCGGAGUGCGCCUGUCUCUCAGCAUUUUCUGUUCUUUACUUUGGCCCUGAGUGUCUGGCAGUUGGUGGGCCACGCCACGGCCUCUGUCCACUCUCCAGCCAGCCACUGUCGAGCCAGUGCUGCCCAUCAUGUGCCAGAAGCUUCUCGGCUGUGGCGAGCCAUGGGCCCUGGGCAGGCUGGGCAGGCAGGCCAGCCAGUUUGACCCACACUCCACGGGCACCCACCCAUUGUGUCUGGUUUUAGUUAAAACCCAGUUCUUAACGAAAUGCUGCAAACAUUUAAGUUUUCUCCAGUUGAUUUUUCUCCCUCUCUUCUGUCUGGCCACCAGCCAAAAACGUCCUUUCUUUCUUCCUUUUCUUCUUUCUCUUCCUGCUCACAUCUAGAAAAUUCCAUCUUUCUAGUGUUCCCCCAAAACAACACAAACGUUCCGCGGGUGCUACUGGUUCUAAGCUGUACUGUGGGGUGAGGGAACCUGUCUGUACGCUGGAAACACUCAUAACCAUUCCUUUAGAUUUGUUUGCCUUAUGGUUAUUUGUCAUAAAUGCGAUCUGCAAAAACAAGGAGCCUUAGUGAAUGUACAGUACUAGACUUCUGUGUCUCGGAUGCAGAAGGAGCAACUUUGCUAUUUGGUCCAGUAAGUGGACACCUUGUGAUAUAAAUGUGGAAAUAAAAAAAAAAAACCAUUUGCACAA